AUGGACGUCAAGACUGUCGAGUUCAAGCCUUUUCAGGACCAGAAGCCGGGCACCUCGGGCCUGCGCAAAAAGGUCACCGUCUUCCAGCAGCCGCACUACAGCGAGGCCUUCGUCACGAGCAUUCUCCUCUCUAUCCCUGAGGGAGUCGAGGGCUCCUUCCUCGUUAUCGGUGGUGAUGGCCGCUUCUGGAACCCCGAGGUCGUCCAGCUAAUCGCCAAGAUCAGCGCCGCCUACGGCGUCAAGAAGCUCCUCAUCGGCCAGCACGGCAUUCUGUCAACGCCCGCAGCAAGCCAUGUCAUCCGCCUCCGCAAGGCCACCGGUGGCAUUUUGCUCACGGCCAGCCACAACCCCGGCGGUCCCACGAACGACUUUGGCAUCAAGUACAACCUGGCCAAUGGAGGCCCUGCCCCCGAGUCCGUCACCAACAAGAUCUACGAGACGUCCAAGACCUUGACGUCGUACAAGAUUACAUCGAUCCCGGACAUCGACAUUUCGACCAUUGGAACAAAGACAUAUGGCUCCCUCGAGGUCGAGAUCAUCGACAGCACUGCCGACUACGUGGCCAUGCUCAAGGACAUCUUCGACUUUGACACCAUCAAGAAGUUCUUCUCGGCCCACCCCGACUUCAAGAUCCUCUUCGAUGGCCUCCACGGCGUGACUGGCCCCUACGGAAAGGCCAUCUUCGAGAAGGAGCUGGGUCUGUCCGGCGCCACGCAAAAUUGCAUCCCUAGCCCCGACUUCAAUGGCGGCCACCCCGACCCCAACCUCACCUACGCGCACUCCCUUGUCGAGGUCGUCGACAAGAACAACAUUCCCUUCGGUGCUGCCUCGGAUGGUGACGGUGACCGCAACAUGAUUUACGGAGCCAAUGCCUUCGUCUCCCCCGGUGACUCGCUUGCCAUCAUCGCCCACCACGCUCAUCUUAUCCCGUACUUCAAGAAGAACGGCGUCAACGGCCUCGCUCGCUCCAUGCCCACAUCUGGCGCCGUCGACCUCGUCGCCAAGGCGCAGAAGCUGGAGUGCUACGAGGUGCCCACUGGGUGGAAGUUCUUCUGCGCCCUUUUCGACGCCAAGAAGCUGUCCAUCUGCGGCGAGGAGAGCUUCGGCACGGGCAGCGACCAUAUUCGCGAGAAGGACGGCCUGUGGGCCAUUGUUGCCUGGUUGAACAUCAUUGCCGCCCUCGGCGUCCAGAACCCCGGCGUCAAGCCUUCGAUCAAGCAGAUCCAGAAGGACUUCUGGAACCAGUACGGCCGUACCUUCUUCACCCGCUACGACUAUGAGAAUGUCGACUCAGAUGGCGCCAACAAGGUCGUCGGCGAGCUCAACAAGCUCGUUGCCGACUCGAGCUUUGUGGGCAGCAAGAUUGGAGAACGCACCGUCACCAAAGCGGGAAACUUCUCCUACACGGAUCUGGAUGGCUCCGUCGCCUCCAACCAGGGCCUGUACGCGUGCUUCUCGUCUGGCAGCCGCAUCGUCGUCCGCCUUUCCGGCACAGGCUCGUCUGGUGCCACUAUCCGGCUCUACAUCGAGCAGCACAGCAGCGACCCCUCGACCUACGACAUGGAUGCCCAAGACUUCCUCAAGGCCGAGGUCAAGUUCGCCACGGAGUUGCUCAAGUUCAAGGAGCAUGUCGGGCGUGAUGAGCCCGAUGUUAAGACGUGA
Purpureocillium lilacinum is the source of this 1662-nucleotide messenger RNA. Its product is annotated as phosphoglucomutase-2. Gene Ontology annotation, cellular component: cytosol. Lineage: Eukaryota; Fungi; Ascomycota; Sordariomycetes; Hypocreales; Ophiocordycipitaceae. The record is from RefSeq and is a predicted model, not a curated record. Gene Ontology annotation, molecular function: magnesium ion binding; phosphoglucomutase activity. Gene Ontology annotation, biological process: carbohydrate metabolic process.